Messenger RNA from Onychomys torridus (southern grasshopper mouse), 2284 nucleotides. It is a transcript of the gene Trim65, whose product is annotated as tripartite motif containing 65. Lineage: Eukaryota; Metazoa; Chordata; Mammalia; Rodentia; Cricetidae. Gene Ontology annotation, biological process: positive regulation of autophagy. The coding region runs from base 571 to 2136 and encodes 521 amino acids. The transcript is spliced from 6 exons. The record is from RefSeq and is a predicted model, not a curated record. Gene Ontology annotation, molecular function: zinc ion binding; protein binding.
GCUGGGAUUGAUUACAGGCGUGCACCACCACUGCCCGGCUCUGUAUCAUUGUCUUAAAAGAAUCAAAAUUAGACAUUUCCCAGAGAAGGGAGAUACCCCAGUGCCUAAAAUCCUGUUCCAGAAAAACCCACGGUGCCAGGGGUCAGGAGCAUUUACCAAGUGUGACCAAGCCCCAUACUGGACGACUCUCACUCAUUUACUGGCCAAGAAAACACCCCCAGAGAUGAUAUCUCAAGAUGGCCCUGGGCCCAGUGGGGUUCCCAGCCUCAGUCCCUGGAAGGUAAGGCCAGAUCCUCAGGAGCAGCUGAGAAAGAACGUGGAGCGGCAGAAGCAACACGCGGGUGCUAGAGUGGGACCCGUGGGAGCCGCACCCAGCUCCCGGCGCGUCAGAAGGCGGGCAAGGGUGGCCUGGAUCCCUGCCAAGGAACGUUCUAGGCCAACCGAGAGCAGCGCCUCUGCUGUGGGGCACACUGUCGUGUCUUUCUGGGCUGUCCUUCGCCCUUCCGCAUCAGUCGCACGGGUAGCCUCGGUCCCUUUAAGAAGUCUGUGCUCCUUGGCCUCGCUUCCGCCAUGGCGGCGCAGCCCCUAGAGGACCUAGUGACCUGCUCCAUCUGCCUGGAUCGCUACCGCGACCCGGUGACGCUGCCUUGCGGGCACAGCUUCUGCGGAGGCUGCAUCCAGGACUCAUGGCGCUGCUGGGAGAAGACGUGCCCCGAGUGUCGCCAGCCCUUCCCCGAGGUCGCCAAGCUGUGUCGCAGCGUGACACUGAGCACCCUGCUGAAAAUGCUGCCCCACGAGCUGCAGGCGCAGGCGGCCGCCAUCCCGCGCCCGGAGCCCGGCGCCGGCCACAGCACGCGCUGCCCGCGCCACGGGAGGCCGCUCGAGUUCUUCUGCCGCACCGAUGGCCUCUGCGUGUGCAGCGCUUGCACAGUGCACGAGUGUCGCCGCCACGAGCGGGCGCUGCUGGACGUGGAGCGCCGCGUUCGCGAGGACCAGCUGAGAGCUAGAGUGGCCGUUGCCCGGCAACAGGUCACCCAGGCUGAGACCCAGCUUCAGGAGCUGCAGCAGCAGAGCAGCCAGAUCGAGAGUUCAGCCUGUACCCUGACCUCAGUGGUCUCCAGUAGAUUCAGCAGCCUGCUACAGGCGCUGGAGAAGCUGCGGGCCUUGACACUGAGGAACAUAGAGGUAGCCAAGAAGCAGGCUCUGGAUCAGGCUCUGAGUGAGAUACAACGGCUAACCAACCACCUGGAGGCCCUGUCCCAGUAUGACCACAGUGUCCAGGAGAUCCUGGGGCAAGUGGAUGACUCCAUCUUCUUCCAGGAAUUACAGCAGCUCUCUGAGCCUGUGGAGUCCCCCGGGCCGCUGCCCGCUCCGCAGUGGGAUGAAGAGCAGCAGCUGAACAGCAUGAAUGAGAUGCUUGGCCCACUGUGUGAGCUCCUCCUUGAAGAGAAGCCCCCCAGCGUGGCAGGCAGCGCUGCCCGUGCUGGCCCUGUGGAAGCCUUGGGUCCUCCGCCACCAGUCCCCAGCAUGGUGUGUCCACUGAGGAAGAAACUCUGGCAGAAUUAUCGCAACCUGACCUUUGACCCGGACACUGCCAACCAGUACUUGUACUUGUCCCAUGAGGACCAGCAGGUGACACACCAUUUCCAGGCCCAGGGCCCAGCCAAGCCAGGCAGCUUCGAGCUGUGGCAGGUGCAAUGCACCCAGAGUUUUCAGACUGGACAACACUACUGGGAGGUACAUGCCUCUGAUCACUCUGUGACGUUGGGUAUCACCUACCCAAAACUAUCUCGCCGAAAGGUGGGGACCCACACGGACAACAUCGGCCGUGGGCCUUCCUCCUGGGGCCUCUGCAUCCAGGAGGACAGUAUGCAGGCCUGGCACAAUGGCAAGGCCCAGCGCCUGCAUGGGGUGACUGGACGUCUCCUGGGCAUCGAUCUGAAUUUGACCUCUGGCUACCUCACCUUCUACAGCCUCGAGCCACAGACACAGCGGCUGCAUACCUUCCAUGCAAUUUUCAGCCAGCCUCUCUUCCCCGUCUUCUGGCUCCUAGAGGGGAGGACCCUUACUCUUUGCCAUCAGCCCGAGGCCAAGCCACCUCCAGGGCCCAGGGAAGACGUCUCAGCACUCAUCUGAGGGAGGCACAGAUAGGUGCCACCAUGCCUAUGUGCCCAAGAGUGGCUCAGCCUCUGACUUGGAGACUGGAGGCCACCAUUCUAAAAGGAAUAGCUGUUGGCUGCUGUGGGAUGGUCUUUCUGUAUGCUGUGAAUAUGUAUUGUUACCA